Molecule: messenger RNA, 913 nt
Organism: Desarmillaria tabescens
Lineage: Eukaryota; Fungi; Basidiomycota; Agaricomycetes; Agaricales; Physalacriaceae
Product: glutathione S-transferase
Exons: 6
Coding region: 26-910 (294 amino acids)
Cellular component (GO): cytoplasm
Source: RefSeq, a predicted model, not a curated record
CCUUCAGACGUUAACAAUUCCCAUCAUGUCGACUCAGGAUACGGGAAAGCCUUACCAUAGAUCCUGCACUGGCCUUGCGCAGGAGACAGUAAUUAAACACCCAUCUUCUGGUACUCAAGAUAUCACGCUGUUCGGUAGUUGUUUCUGCCCGUUUGUCCAGCGUGUCUGGGUGGCCUUGGAGUACCUGGAAAUCCCUUAUAACGUACAUGAGGUCGAUCCAUACCAGAAGCCCAAGGAUCUCCUGGAAGUAUCUCCGAAAGGCCUCGUUCCUGGGCUUAAACUCCACAACUUCAGCCCACCUAGGGCUCUUAACGAGAGCACGGUGAUUAUGGAAUAUAUCCAAGAUAUUUCAACCAAUUCGACGGGCCGUAGCCUUCUUCCGCCCACCUCCAAUCCUUACGCUCGAGCCCUCGUGCGCCUCCAGGCAGACCACGUCAAUCGCUCUCUCGUACCAGCCUUCUAUCGCUAUCUUCAAGCUCAAGACACCUCUUCCCAGAUUGAGUCGGGUAAAGAGUUCCAUUCCUCUAUUCAAGGACUCGUUGCACUCCUCGAGAGAGCGGAGAAGGAGAUCGUCGGUGGUGGUGGUGCCUCUGGUGAGGGAGAGGUAAAAGCGCUGAGCGUUGGACUUGGGCUGUGGAUCAAAGAUAAUGAUGACCUUGGGUGGAUUGAUGUUAUGGCGGGACCUUGGUUGUUCCGCGCUACUAAUGUUCUGAAGCAUUAUCGAGGAUUUAUCAUGCCAUCCGGUCAGAAAUUUAAUGCGUGGAUGUCCAAGCUUGUUGGACAUCCUGCGUUCGCUCGAACUUGUAGCACGGAGGACUUGUACCUGGAUAGUUAUGAAAGAUACGCUUUCAAUCGCCCCAACACUAGUCAAGUCGCUAAUGCUAUCAAUUCUGGCCGAGCUCUUCCUUAGGCA